AUGUCCGCGACGCAAACGCCACUGGACCCGUUCGUGAUGUACACGCGCGCCGCCGACGCGCGUCCCUCCGCCGUCGACGCCUCGCGCUGGGCGGACUGGCAACUCUGGAAGCAGACCGCCGUGGCGGCCACUGCCGAGGUAAAUGAUGUUCUCACUACAUUCCGCGCACCGAAUUCCCCGUUUGCUGACGGACUUGUUUCAUCGCUCUGCCUCGCGCCGGCCACCCUCCUCCCGCUGUAUUUGAUAUGUGCCGCUCCACACUAUAAGUAUAAGCGCGCUGUCGAGCGCACGGACCCCGCCACCAUCCCGGAAGACGUGUGGCAAAAGGCGGCGGAAGCGGACAAGGCGAUGGAGGAAGGCCACCAGAGCUACGCGACGCUCGAGAAGCUGAUCAACGAGGCCGGGAAGCUGCAGACCGACGCGGCGCGGGCAGCCCAGCAGUUCGCGAAUGUCCAAGCGGCGAUGCAGGCUCCGACGAACCUGAACACGAACGGUCAUGUCACUCCAGCCGCCCAUCCGCUGCCGUCCUCUGCGCACGCGACAAUGUCCGCCUCCAGCGCCUCGUCGCCCGCGUCCACUGACACGGUGACCAACGGCAGUGCCGCCCCCGCGCAGCUGCCUAAUGUUCCACAACCAACGCAGGCCGUCGCCAUCUCAAAGCCCGGCGCCUCACCCCAUGUGAAUAACCCCGUGUGCGACAACUGCCGCCUCGCGGGCAACGUGAUCUGCGUGCGCGCCGCCCACCCGCAUCACCGCCGGUGCACGUACUGCUACGAGAACGACACCCGCUGCAGCUUCAAAGAGUCCAAGGCCGCCGCCGCCGCCGAAAGCGGCGAACCGUUGCAGCAACGCAAGCCCCGGGCCUCGCAGCAGCCCGUCGCCGUGCCCGUCCAGCAGCAUCAGCCCUCGGCUAUCCCCGUCCAGAACGCGCCGGCGCCUCCCGCGUCCGCCCCGCCGAUGGGACGGCCGAAGCGCAAGCGCGAGCCCGGCGCCAGCGACGACAGCGACGAGGAGAUGGGCCAGCCGAAUCGGCGGUAUACCCCGCCCGCUCCCCCGUUCGCCGCGGCCGUGCCCAUGGGAGUGCAGUCUUACGGACAGAUGUCCCAGCCUCAACCCCAGGUACAGUACCAGCCGCAGGUGCACUAUCACCAGCAGCCCGUACAAUACCAGCCGCCGGCCCAGCGUCGUGCGCCGACGACGGUCCCCGAGCGUCGCGGGUCUCAGGCUAUGACCAGCAUGCCUCCGCCGCGGGCGAACGGGCACAAUAACGGGGAACUGCAAAAGCGGGUCGGAAACGCGCAGAACCUGAUACGCACCAUCGGGUUCUUGUUCACGCAGCUGGACGACGAGCUGGGCGGGAUUGCGGACGCUCUUGCAGAUGAUGUUUGA
Peniophora sp. CBMAI 1063 is the source of this 1389-nucleotide messenger RNA. Lineage: Eukaryota; Fungi; Basidiomycota; Agaricomycetes; Russulales; Peniophoraceae. The record is from the annotation of a GenBank genome assembly.